GUAGUUUAAAGGCGCAGGCCGGAAAUGAGCCCUUGGAGGCCCGGAUGCGGUGGGAGAGAAAGACGGAGCGGGGCGGGGACGAUGGCGGCGCUGAGGCCCGAUGAGGAGCUGGGGCUGCGGGCGACUGAGAUGGAGGAAGAGGAGGGGAUGGGUCGUGGAGAAGAGCAGUCGCUGCAGCUGAACUUGGGGGACCUGGACCUCACCUCCAAUGAGUUCAUCCUGGAUGAAGUGGACAUUCACAUCCAAGCCAACCUGGAGGACUCCUUGGUUCAGGAGGCACUGAAGACAGGCGUGGAUCUGCGGCAGUACUCCAAGCAGGUGGAACUGGAGCUGCAGCUCAUUGAGCACGCCUCCAUCAGGGACUACAUCAAGGAGAGCAAGAACAUCACCUCCCUGCACAACCAAAUCACCGCCUGUGACACCAUCCUGGAGCGCAUGGAGCAGAUGCUGAGCUCCUUCCAGUGCGACCUGAGUAGCAUCAGCUGCGAGAUCCAGACAUUGCAGGAGCAGUCGGUGGCCAUGAACCUGCGGCUCAAGAACCGCCAGGCCGUGCGCAGCCAGCUCAGCCAGCUGGUGGAUGAGCUUGUGGUGCCAGCUGCUAUGAUCAGCACCAUCCUGGAGGCCCCGGUGACCGAGCAGGACUUCCUGGAGCAGCUGCAUGAGCUGAACAACAAGAUGAACUACGUGAAGGAGCAGGCCUUCCGCGAGACCAUGGCCUGCACCGACGUGCACCACGUGCUGGACCGGCUGAAGGUCAAGGCUGUGACCAAGAUCCGGGAGUUCGUCCUACAGAAAAUCUACUCCUUCCGCAAACCCAUGACCAACUACCAGAUCCCCCAGAAUGCCCUGCUUAAGUACAGGUUCUUCUAUCAGUUCCUGCUAGGGAACGAGCGGUCGGUGGCGCAGGAGCUGCGGGAGCAGUAUGUGGAGACCAUGAGCAAGAUCUACCUGUCCUACUUCAAAUCCUACACCAGCCGCCUCAUGAAGAUCCAGUAUGAGGAGGUGGCGGAGAAGGAUGAUCUGAUGGGAGUGGAGGACACGGCCAAGAAAGGGUUUUUCUCAAAGCCAUCGCUGAAGAACCGCAACACGAUCUUCACGCUGGGGAACCGGGGCAGUGUGAUCGGGGGGGCUGAGCUGGAGGGGCCCAUCAUUGUGCCUCACGCCGCCCAGAAGAGCGAUGUCCGUGUGAGCGAGUGGGGUCCUGGGGGGCUGAGACCCUGGGUGGGGUCAAGCUGUGGGAGGGCGGGAAGGAGAUGGGGAGGUGGGGAACAGGAGGCUUGGCCUGGCUGGGGUGGAGGGGCAGGAGGCUGUGACCUCUUAGGGCCAGUGGAUCAGGCAGGUCACUGGGGAAGCAGGUUGGGUGGGGGGGCUGGGUGUGUGUCCCUCCCCCCCAACGGCAGUACCCCUUCGAGUUGCUGUUCCCCUGCCAGAGGGGUUAGUCCUCCCCCUGAACUAACACUUCCUCCCCCCCCCCCCCCCCGGCAGUACCCUUUCGAGUCGCUGUUCCGAAGCCAGCACUACGCUCUGCUGGACAACAGCUGCCGCGAGUAUCUCUUCCUCUGCGACUUCUUCCUGGUGACGGGGCCCAGCGCCCAGGAGCUCUUCAACGCCGUCAUGGGCAAGACGCUGGCCAUGUUCCUGAAACACAUGGACGCAUAUGUGUGUGACUGCUAUGACAGCAUUGCCAUCUUCCUCUGCAUCCACAUCGUCCUGCGCUUCCGAGCCAUCACGGCCAAGCGCAACGUCCCCGCCAUCGACAAGUACUGGGACACGCUGCUGGAGAUCCUGUGGCCGCGGUUCGAGUACAUCCUGGAGCUGAACAUCCAGAGCAUCCAGAACACAGACCCCCAGAAACUGGGCUUCCUGGACACGCGCCCCCACUACAUCACGCGGCGCUAUGCGGAGUUCUCCUCUGCCAUCGUCAGCAUCAACCAGACCUUCCCCAACGAGCGAACCCACACGCUGCUGGGGCAGCUGCAGGUGGAGGUGGAGAACUUCGUGCUGCGGGUAGCGGCUGAGUUCUCAUCGCGCAAGGAGCAGCUCAUCUUCCUCAUCAACAACUACGACAUGAUGCUGAGUGUCCUCAUGGAGCGGGCGGUGGAGGAAAGCAAGGAGGUGGAGGGCUUCCAGCAGCUGCUUUCAGCCCGGUCCCAGGAGUUCAUCGAGGAGAUCCUGUCGCCCCCGUUUGGGGGAAUGAUUGCCUUCGUCAAGGAGUCGGAGUCACUCAUUGAGAAGGGGCAGCUUGACCGGCUGCGUGGGGAGGAGGCCCGGGUGACCCAGCUGGUGCGCGGAUUCUCUACCACAUGGAAGGCGUCGGUGGAAUUGCUGAGCCAGGACGUCAUGAGAUCCUUCAGCAACUUCAAAAACGGGACCAGCAUCAUCCAGGGGGCGCUGACCCAGCUGAUCCAGUACUAUCACCGCUUCCACAAGGUGCUAGCGCAGCCCCCCCUGCGCACCCUGCCGGCCCGCACCGAGCUCAUCAACAUUCACCACCUCAUGGUGGAGCUGAAAAAACACAAGCCCAACUUCUAGGAGAGGGGAACCCACACCCCACACACACACACCCUGCCCCUAGCAUGGGUGGAUCGGUGCAGCCCCCUUCCCCGUGUGGGCACAGGGGUGGUCUGUGCCCCCUCCCCCCAUCUGCCCAAUGCACUGUGGGAAGUGGAAGAUCCUUGUCCCCCAUUUUCCCCUGCCCCAUGCUCCUAUAACCCCUUGGGACCAGUCCAACCCCAACACUCCCCACCAACCUGGGGGGCCCCUAUGGUUGGGGGGUGGCUCCAGGCUGCAGCAGGGACCCCUCCUUCCCUCCUAUGUCAGCACCCCUCUCUGCCCUGCAGUGGAUCCCCACAAGGGAGGGGGAAGGUGAGGGACUUGCAGGUGGGUGUCAGGGGGCUCUCUUCUCCCCUCCAGAUUGCUUGUGUGUGGGUAUCUGACUUUGAACAGUGACAAUAAACUCUCUGCUACUCA
This is a messenger RNA of Dermochelys coriacea (leatherback sea turtle), 2970 nucleotides long. It is a transcript of the gene VPS52, whose product is annotated as VPS52 subunit of GARP complex. Gene Ontology annotation, molecular function: syntaxin binding. The record is from RefSeq and is a predicted model, not a curated record. Gene Ontology annotation, biological process: Golgi to vacuole transport; retrograde transport, endosome to Golgi; endocytic recycling. NCBI's taxonomy places the organism in Eukaryota, Metazoa, Chordata, Testudines, Dermochelyidae. Gene Ontology annotation, cellular component: GARP complex. The transcript has 19 exons. Bases 25 to 2532 code for a protein of 835 amino acids.